Molecule: messenger RNA, 1159 nt
Organism: Erigeron canadensis
Lineage: Eukaryota; Viridiplantae; Streptophyta; Magnoliopsida; Asterales; Asteraceae
Product: protein tas-like
Exons: 11
Coding region: 16-1092 (358 amino acids)
Source: RefSeq, a predicted model, not a curated record
GUUAGAAUAGGAAAAAUGGCAGGAGUUCCUCUAACAAACCUUACCCCCAAUCUCCUUGUUUCCAAGCUCUGUUUUGGAACAAUGACAUUUGGUGAGCAAAAUUCAUUAUCUCAAUCCUUCAAUCUUUUAGAUAAAGCUUUCGAUUCCGGUAUCAAUUUCUUCGAUUCCGCUGAAAUGUAUCCGGUGCCACAACGUGCAGAAACUCAAGGACAAAGCGAAGAAUACUUCGGUCGAUGGCUUCGAGAGCGAAACAUACCUCGUGAUCAUGUCGUUUUUGCCACCAAGGUUAGUGGUCCUUCAGGGCAAAUGACUUGGAUUCGAGGUGGUCCAACGAGGUUAGAUAGCAGGAAUAUAACAGAGGCUAUAGACAACAGUUUGCUGCGAUCACAGACUGAUUAUAUUGAUCUUUAUCAAGUGCACUGGCCUGAUCGCUAUGUUCCGAUGUUUGGAGAAAUUGAUUACGAUCCUGCCAGACAAUUUAAUUCUGUUAGUUUUGAUGAGCAGCUGGAUGCUCUAGGAAGAGCAGUUGAUGCUGGAAAGAUCAGAUAUAUUGGAGUCAGUAAUGAAACACCAUAUGGGGUCAUGAAGUUCUUACAAGCAGCUGAGAAAAACCCCACAUAUCCAAGGAUAGUGUCUAUUCAGAACUCGUACAAUUUACUAUGCCGAAAUUUUGAUUCAGGAUUGGCAGAGUGCUGUCAUUUGGAGAGCGUAAGAUUAUUGGCUUAUAGCCCUUUGGCAAUGGGUGUUCUUUCUGGAAAGUAUCUGUUAUCUCAUGGUGGAGCAGAUGAUGCCCGUUUGAAUCUUUUCAAAGGCAGGUAUUCAGAAGGGGAAUCCAGAUACAACCUUUCAAAUCCCACCAUUAGAGAUGCUACUAAAGCUUACAUUUCUAUUGCAGAGCGUUAUGGUAUCCAUCCGGUAUCUCUUGCCAUCGCCUUUGUAUUGAGACACCCUCUUGUGAGCAGUGCCAUUUUCGGAGCUACAAAGUUAUGGCAACUUGAAGAGGUUGUAAAUGCAUGUGAUGUAAAACUUACUCCAGAAAUCAUUGCACACAUAGAUGAAAUUCAUUCAAGGUUUCCUAAUCCUUGCUCUUGAGUGAACAUUGAUAAUUUUUGUAAUUUGACCUCAACAAGCUUUUGACAAUUUUGUACUUGUAAUUAAA